UUACGCAAGAGCCAAUGUCAAUGAAGAGCCAGGUGAUGUGAUGUUUCCUGAUAAAAAUAAAAAAUCCUAUAAAUGUACACGGAACUUCCUAAUUAAAAAUGGAGUUUUCGGGGUUAAUUCUUCCUUUGACAAAAAACAUAUGUCGUACUUGUCUUUUAGAGUCUGAUACGACGAUGUUCAAAAACAUUCAAGAUUUGAUUGAACACGAGAUGAUUAAGGUUAAACUAAUUGAUAUUUUGGUUUUUCUUAAUUGUUUGGAGAAUGAUGACGAAGAAAACUGGCCUCAAGGAAUAUGUUCUUCGUGUGUUUCUACAGCCUUAGUCGCUUAUAAUUUCAAGUUGAACUGUUUGAAGGCUAAUAGUACGUUAUCACAGAUACUAAUGAUACAAUCUCCCACUAAUUUACAGAGGACUGAUAUAGAUUCUAUCGACAUCAAUGUUGUUUAUCAAGAUCACGAGUAUGAUGUCCCACUGUUUAGUAGCCAUCCAACAUUAGAUUUUGAUACCACUUUGACUGAUAAUAAAUUGACACCCCUUCCACCUGUUAGUGAAAUUACUUCUACUGAGCAACCACCUCGAAUAGAAGGAGAGAAGCGAUAUGCUUGCACUGUAUGUUCCCAGACAUUUACUAGGCUGUAUGGUCUCCAGUAUCAUAUGGCUAAACAUACUGACACAAGAAAGUACCUGUGUGCUAAAUGUGGAAAAAGUUUCCAUACUUCUAAUGGAUUAAAUCAGCAUUUAAAAUCACAUAGAGAGAUUGCACAGUUCAAAUGUGGUUUUUGCCAUAAGACUUAUAAGUCGAAGCAGUCAUUAAAGGAGCAUUUUCGUGUGGCUCACUCUAGCAACCGCAUGCUGUUUAUAUGUGUAACUUGUGGGAAAAGGUUCACAGCUAAAUCAACAUUGAUCAAGCAUGUUAAGAUUCACAAUGGCGAGAAAUUUGCAUGUCCUAGCUGUCCAAAGACAUACACUAGAGCAUCAUAUUUGAGAGCUCACAGCUUGGUUCAUACUGGGCAAAACAAGCCCAGGCCCUUCUUGUGCACACAAAAGGGCUGUGAUAGAAGUUUUUCAACUAAACAUUCCUUAUUAGUGCACUUUGCUCAUACUCAUUCAAAAGACAGGCCCCACAAGUGUGAUAUCUGCUUCAAGGGGUUUGCUACUUCAGCUGGUUUGAACAUUCACAUAGAAUCUCAUGGUAACAAAGAGGUUACAUGUAAUAUCUGUGGUAAUAAACUGAGAAACAAGAGGGUGUUACAAAAGCACAUGAAGACUCAUGAUGUGGAUGCUAAUGAUAUGAUUGUAGAAACUGUAGACCAAGCCUACUAGGCUUUAUUAUGCUUGUAUUCCAUGUGAUAAAUUAAUAGCAUUAUUUUUCCUUUGUAUUAUUCUCACUAUGAUUAUUGUUAAUAAAAACAUAAGAAUGUAA
Helicoverpa zea (corn earworm) is the source of this 1422-nucleotide messenger RNA. RefSeq names its product gastrula zinc finger protein XlCGF57.1-like. The transcript has a single exon. Bases 99 to 1322 code for a protein of 407 amino acids. NCBI's taxonomy places the organism in Eukaryota, Metazoa, Arthropoda, Insecta, Lepidoptera, Noctuidae. Gene Ontology annotation, cellular component: nucleus. Gene Ontology annotation, molecular function: zinc ion binding. The record is from RefSeq and is a predicted model, not a curated record.